Molecule: messenger RNA, 1876 nt
Organism: Xiphias gladius (swordfish)
Lineage: Eukaryota; Metazoa; Chordata; Actinopteri; Istiophoriformes; Xiphiidae
Gene: srd5a3
Product: steroid 5 alpha-reductase 3
Exons: 5
Coding region: 94-1029 (311 amino acids)
Biological process (GO): dolichol-linked oligosaccharide biosynthetic process; polyprenol catabolic process
Cellular component (GO): endoplasmic reticulum
Molecular function (GO): 3-oxo-5-alpha-steroid 4-dehydrogenase activity
Source: RefSeq, a predicted model, not a curated record
UACAUUUCAUCCGGAACUGUUACGACCGUUUUCCGACGGUCUCUUUUCUGUGUUGCAAAAAGACCAAAUGUCCGCGACCGGCAGAACUGAGAAAUGAGUUGGAGCUCAGUCGGCUUGAGCGCUAUUGAUAUUUUCUGGUCUUUUCUGGCUUUGUGCUUCCUUGUGGCAUUUUGUGCUCACAAAAUCUCGAGGAGAUAUGAAACACGUCGCCUUUACAUGUUAUUCCAGGAUCUUAUUCGGUACGGAAAAACCAAACAAAACCUCAAACGAGACGACUGGCUGCGUGUGUUUGACGUCCCUAAAAGGUGGUUCUGGCACUUUUAUGCCACCUCUGUCUGCUGGAAUGGUCUCCUUCCGGCCUUGUACCUGAACUUCAUAUUUCAGCGUCAGUCACUACCCUCAUGGCUCACCGGGAUAAUAGACAUCUUGACAGGUGUACCAAGCACUGAUGGUCAGGUCCCACAGCUGUCUACUCUCCUGGUUCAGCUGCUACUCUGGGUCCACUCCCUCAGGAGGCUGCUGGAGUGCCUGUUUGUCAGUGUUUUCUCUGAUGGAACCAUGCAUUUGGUGCAGUAUGUCUUCGGUCUGGGGUAUUACAUCGCAAUUGGCUUGACGGUGCUCUGCUCAGAUCGUGUGAAAAAAGGGACUGGCACCCUCCUCUCUCAGCUGGACUGGUUUCACGUGGCUGGAUUCACACUUUUCAUUGCGGCCUCACUGCUGCAGCACCAAUCCAUGCUCCUGCUGGCCAGGCUUCGCACCGGAAAGUCAGGAACUGUGGAGACACUGACUCAUAAAGUGCCAAAUGGAGGCUGGUUCGAGCUGGUUUCAUGCCCACAUUACUUUGCUGAGCUGCUGAUCUACAUCUCACUGACCUUGGUUUUCGGAGGCCUGUCUCUAACCUGGUGGCUUGUUGUCCUUUAUGUGCUGUUCAACCAGUCACUGGCAGCACAACUCUGUCAUGACCUUUACAUCAGCAAAUAUGAGUCAUACCCGAGACAUAGAAAAGCAUUCAUACCUUUUGUGUUUUGAAUAAUUGUCAAUGGUGCGUCUUGUUAUGCUUUUGGGAGCAGUAAGCUGCCAGACAAAUGUCAGACACAACUGAGGUUUUGAACAGGCAGGAGCAAAACUCACCUCUCUUCUCAGCGUUGUUUGACAAGGUGCUCCCAACCAAGUGGCGCUUGCUCAGUAGCCAACAGGACAACAUUAGUUGUAGUUGGCAGCUCCCGAGUAUGAAUGUGAGGCGCAUAGCAGUGCUGCUUCUUCCGUGGCAGAAGUCUCUCCAGGUGAAAGCUGAGCUGUUUCUUAGAAACUGGUGAGAAGAAAUGAGAAUCUUUACUACAGAAGAAUGGCUCAUUAAAGCUAAACCUGUUUUUGUUAUAACAAAGUACUUUCUCGUUAAUAACGUUUUAUCUAUUACAUCAUACAGAUAUAUGUUAUAACAUUUAAGAUAAGUUAUGUUGUGAAAAUAAGCAACUUUUAAAUGUUUGUUUUGAUAAAAAAGAUCCCUUCAAAACGUAAGGAAGAAUUGGGGAAAUUGAGGCUUUGGCUGAAUAUUUUUCUUGUUAAAGCAACAUAUAAAAUAAAUUUGCCAGCUUAUCUUGUAUAAAUAGAGGUUUUUUGUUAAACCAAAAUAAGUGGUAACAAUAUUGUAUGUUGUGACACAAGUUGUUUUGUUUUAACAAGAACAUUUUCUCAGUUUUUUUGAGAAACUUAGUAUUGUCUUGGCAGCAAUAUGCUGCUGUAGUACAGACAUUUGGACUUUGUUUUUUAAUACAUUUAAUCCUGAACUACAAUAUAAAAUCAUGUAGUUCGUUUAAUUACAAGAUGCAUGUAAUUAAAUACUACCCUCAAUAAAAAGAAAACUGAGUAAAGGUUG